GCCAAAACAAAAAGAAAAAGGGAAAUCUAAAAUGUGACAUGGGAGAGCCCAUGCCCAAAGUUGCGCCAAAACAAAACGAAAAAGGGAAUCUAAUAAAGCAAAGCAAAUCGACGAGCAGUGAGUGAGGGAACAGAUUUGAAAGUUGGGGCAAAAUGGCAGACGCCAUUAUCGAGGUUGAAGACGACGACGAUUUCCUCGCUCAGGUGGCAACACUGGAGGCCGACGCUCUCUCCUCCAAGCGCCGUAAGACCACCGCCACCACCACCACCACCACCUCCGCCGCCGUCACUAGAAGCUCCAUUAACGCUGCUGCGGCGGAGGAGAGCGCGGAAGGAGCCUACACUGCAGCUCUCAGAGGGAGUAGAAGCCUUCUGUUUCAGCAGCAAAGCAGCAGAUCUAAUGGUGGAUUCAAAGUCCUAAACAACAACAACAACAUGUUUGCUAAUCCUGGAUUUGCCGGCGGCGGAGGCACCGUAGGAGGCGGAGGAGUAGAUUCGUGCUUCAAGUGCGGGAAAUCGGGACACUGGUCUCGCGAUUGCGAUACCAAUUUGUAUGGUGUUGUUGAUCCUUCGGUUCCUGAGAAGGCGUGUCCUUGUGGAUUGGGAGCUUGUAUUGUUCUCACUGCCAAUACCGAGAAGAAUCGUGGACGCCAGUUCUACAAAUGUCCCCUCAGAGUGGAAAAUGGGGGCUGUGGUUUCUUUGAGUGGUGUGACAAGAAUAUAGGAACUGAUAACACGACUGUUAGGAGCCAAACUCAGGUAUCAAAUCCAAGUCAUGCAUCAAAUCCUUCAAUCCCCGAACUUUCAUGCCUCUGCGGUGCUGGGUCUUGCUUAAUACUUACAGCCAAAACUGGGAAAAAUAUUGGCCAGCAGUUCUACCGUUGUCCUGCAAACCAGGGAAGCUCUUGCGGCUUUUUCAAAUGGUGCCAUGAACAUACAAUUCAAGGCAGCCCCCCUGUCCCAGUCAGCACCGCUAAAAUUUAUAAGACAAACGAGACGGGCAGCAACAACUUCGGUUUAAGAAGUGGUUCGUCAUGUUUUAAAUGUGGCAUGGAUGGGCAUUGGGCAAAAGACUGUCCCACCCUUUUGAUUCAAAAACCUGCCAAUCAAGGAGGAACUACCGCUUCAUCGCAUGCUUGUUACAAGUGCGGAAACCCUGGCCACUGGGCAAAGGACUGUUUGGGUUAGAUAGCAGGUUUAAUGUUGUUUUAAUGUCAGCACUUGUAAAUUGGAAUGUUGCAAGACUAGAUAGAUAGGUCGGUCACUUGGUGGACCUUUUUCUCGGAUUAGUGAUAACUGAUUCGUAUGUAUGGUUUAUGGAUCAAGAAACUCCUAGAUAUGCCUUUAAAAUUUCGCUAUA
Molecule: messenger RNA, 1359 nt
Organism: Camellia sinensis
Lineage: Eukaryota; Viridiplantae; Streptophyta; Magnoliopsida; Ericales; Theaceae
Molecular function (GO): zinc ion binding; nucleic acid binding
Source: RefSeq, a predicted model, not a curated record